Messenger RNA from Marchantia polymorpha subsp. ruderalis, 1632 nucleotides. The record is from the annotation of a GenBank genome assembly. Lineage: Eukaryota; Viridiplantae; Streptophyta; Marchantiopsida; Marchantiales; Marchantiaceae.
UUCCAAAGAGCUUGCUAGUCAUAAACUAGAACCCUCUUGGCGUGAACCUCAUGGAGACGAUUCAACGACAGAAAAUUGUUAGCGUACUCGUUGUUAUUGCAGUGAAGGCGUUGAUCUCGAUGCUGCAUGUGAACUCAAUAGGUCCAUGCGGUAGAGGAUCCGGGCCCUGCAUCCCAGCAGAACAAUGGUCAAGGCAUGUUCGAGCUCAGGAUUUUCCUGGUUCUUCACCGUCUGCAUCACCAAGUCCUCUCACUGUGGCCCACUUGGUAACAGCUGAUCUGUUCGACAGUCUUUUCCCAGCACGAAAUUUCAGCUUCUACACGUACGUGUCGUUCUUGACUGCAGCAGAAGCGUUUCCUGACUUCGGAACUAGCGGAGGUUUAGAUUCUCGGAAGCAAGAGAUUGCAGCUUUUGUUGCUCAUAUUCAGUACGAGACAUCAGGUUUAUCCUUCAUUGAGGCAGGGGACCAGUCCACUGAUUACUGUGACGUCAUUGCCAAUGCCUCGUUCACGUGUUUUCCUGGAAAGAAGUACUUUCCUCGUGGUCCCAUGCAAAUAACCUGGAAUUACAAUUACGGGAGUGCUAGUGAUAGUGUGGGCACGAAUAUUCUUGCAGAGCCAGAACUUGUAGCUUCAGACGCAGUUCUUUCCUUCAAAACAGCGUUGUGGCUGUGGAUGUCAAACUCUUCGAACAAGCCAUCAUGCCAUGCAGUCAUGACGGGAAUGUGGACUCCUACUUCUACUGAUGUGGCUGCAAGUCGACUAGCAGGAUUUGGAACAACCACCAACAUUUUGAAGGGGAAUGAAGAAUGUGGACAUGAGUCCCCCGAGGCAGACUCUCGUACUAAGCUAUAUUUGGAGGCGGCAACAGCAUUAGACGUUGUUCCUGGCGAACAUCUUCAGUGCUCGACUAGUUUGCCCUUCUAGAUUUGUGCUGCUUUUUGAAACCCUUAGAGCGUAAACAAUCUAACAUUAAACAGUAAACAGUCUAAAUUGUCCAAAACAGUCUAACUACGAUGUUUCCAGAAACUAUAAUAUGUCUCCUACGUAUAUCAUCGACCUUCGCCCAGAUUGGCCCUCGGAAUUGCUAACAAGUGCAGUUACUUGAAACUACUUAAACUGUGAUGAAAAACCGAGGUUACAAGUGUGCUCAUCACGAGAAACUACUUGACAAUACACUCUUGAUUAUACAUAUAUAUAUACAUAUACUUUUCCUGAUAUCUCUUAAGUUCAAAGUAUGAGCAUUCGAGAAAUUCGAUGAAUUCAUAAGCAUUCGAUGAAGGUGACAUUGUCAGAACUGGGCACAUAUUGCUUGAGUUUCUUGAGCGUUCCAGAGUGGUGAAAACACAGAAAAUAUGCUUUGGUACAAUAAAAUAUUCAAUGAAUGAAAUGCUGUAACACUAUUCCUCAAAUGCUGAGGAGCUCUGGCUCCGCUUGGCGUAAGUUCCAUCGGUUAAGAUCUUAGCCUCGUGGAAGAUCCCUCUAUAGUUAAAUGCGACGAAUCAAACAGUUCAUCGGUUGAUGUCAGUAUUCCGCGCUUCUUGUCUCCCUUCUGUGUGUAGAGAUGCUGCAAGAAUUAUGGUCGCUAAGAUUCUAUGGGAAAGAGUAAAUCGUGUGAUCGGAGGUAAUUGGG